Messenger RNA from Anopheles gambiae (African malaria mosquito), 2495 nucleotides. RefSeq lists its product as uncharacterized. The coding region runs from base 1101 to 2228 and encodes 375 amino acids. The transcript has a single exon. Gene Ontology annotation, molecular function: nucleic acid binding. Gene Ontology annotation, biological process: DNA integration. The record is from RefSeq and is a predicted model, not a curated record. NCBI's taxonomy places the organism in Eukaryota, Metazoa, Arthropoda, Insecta, Diptera, Culicidae.
ACUGGCGCAGAGAGGCGGUUUUACUUUUCGAAAAUGGUGUUCGAAUUCAUUAGCCGUUUUAUCUGACGUUCCCGCUGAACAAUUGGCAACAAAAUCAUCGUUAAGGUUCGACGACAAGGAGACAAUUAGUACGCUUGGUAUAUGUUGGGAACCAGAAAUUGAUACGUUCCAGUUCAACAUUUCUAUUACUACGAAAUCAGUGAGAGACACCAUGCGUAGCAUACUAUCAAUGAUUGCUCAACUGUAUGAUCCAUUGGGAUUGAUUUCACCUGAUUUCAAAAUCGAGAGUGGCUCCACUGAAGGCAUUGACGAUUGCUAGACUUGAACUUUGCGGUGCAUUAUUAGGAGCUCGAUUGCAUGAGAAGGUAAUGGCUGCAAUGGAGAUUAAGUUCGUUGCUCAUCGAUUUUGGACCGAUUCUACCGUGGUGCUAGAUUGGCUAAAUGCUGAAUCAAAGACUUGGAAAACAUUCGGAGCAAACCGAGUUGCUGAGAUCCAAGCAAUUCGAGAUGCUGUUUGGCAACAUGUAUCUGGACAAGAAAAUCCAACAGACCUUAUUUCACGCGGAGUUUUACCGCAUCAGCUCAUCAACAAUCAAUUGUGGAAACAAGGUCCACAAUGGUUAUCAGAGAGAAAGGAGAAUUGGCCCCAACAAAAAGAGAGAACAGGUCAAAUUACAACAGACGAAAUAAGAUCGAAUAUCGUUUUAACAACGCAAAUACAAGAAAAAAAUGAAAUAUUUACAUGAUAUGGGUCAUACCAGAAGCUAAUCGACGUGGUUGCAUAUUGUUUUCGUUUUGUUCAUAAUGCUCGUCGUCUGCAACCAAGAAUAAGCAAUAGUACAUUGACGGUAAAGGAACUUGCUGAUGCUAAAAAGCGACUUGUAAAACUUGUGCAAGCUGAAACAUUUACCAACGAUCUUCAUAAAAUCCACAAAGGGAUUCCUGUUGCUCGAAGUUCAACGUUGAAGCUUUUAAACCCGUUUAUAGAUAAUGAAGGAAUAAUCCGCGUUGGUGGCCGGCUCAGAAAUUCUGAUUUGAAUUAUAAUACUAAGCAUCAAAUAGUUCUUCCUGGAUUCCAUCUAUUUACUCAACUCCUGAUCAUGGACAAACAUGUAAAAGCAAUGCAUGGAGGAAUAUCAUCAACUCUUAACGCAGUUACAGAUGAGAUCUGGCCAAUCAAUAUAAAAAGAGCUGUACGUAAGGUCAUACGAAAUUGUUUUCGAUGUUGCAGAGCAAAUCCACAACCUAUAAUUCAACCUGAAGGGCAACUACCAGCAGAACGUGUUACAGUUAACGAGGUGUUCAGUUGUACGGGUCUAGAUUAUUGUGGACCUUUGUAUUUGAGGCCAACACACCGCAAGGCCGCACCAAAUAAGUGCUACAUUUGUGUAUUUGUCUGCAUGUGUACGAAAGCAGUACAUUUGGAAUUAGUCGGAGAUUUGAGCACUAAUUCGUUUCUGAUGGCACUUGAUCGCUUUGUUUAUCGGCGGGGUAAACCAAAGCACAUUUAUUCAGACAAUGGUACCAAUUUUAUUGGUGCCAAAAAUGAACUUGAUCAUAUCUACAAAAUGCUGUUCAACGAUUCUGCAGAUAGCAAAAUAGCAAAACAUUUGGCAAAAGAAGAGAUACAAUGGCAUUUGAUACCCCCACGCGCCCCAAAUUUCGGAGGCCUUUGGGAAGCGGCGGUGAAGGUAGCCAAAACCCAUUUGAUUCGUCAACUAGGAUCAUCGCGUUUAUCAUCGGAGGAAAUGACUACUGUUUUAGUAAAAAAAGAAGGUUGCAUGAACUCGCGACCAUUAGUUCCGCUUUCUGAAGAUCCCAAUGAUUUGACGGCAUUAACUCCAGCGCACUUUCUCAUUACAAACAAUUUGAAGGUUAUUCUCGAACCUGACUUGAAAGAGGUGCCUAUGAAUCGUCUGGGAAGAUACCAACUCCUUCAGCGGUACACGCAAAACUUCUGGAUGCGCUGGAAACAGGAUUAUCUGAAAAAUCUUACUGUUUUGCAUCGGUCAGCUAAGCAAUCUAAGCAAUUAUCAGUCGGAGAUAUAGUUAUCCUGAAGGAUGAGCAGCUUCCAGCAGUUCAAUGGCCAUUGGCACGUGUCGUCGAAAUACACCCUGGAGCUGAUGGAAUUUCCCGAGUUGCAACACUUCGUACGGCAUCCGGUAUUGUGAAGCGAGCAGUAUCUAAAAUCUGUCCGUUAGAAUGUAGUAAUCAAAGAAUGGAUUGAAAACGGAGUGUUUCAAGGUGGCCGGUAUGUUCGAUCUCAAAUGACCUGCGGUUCUACCACAGUGCCGGAUUAUGGCAGCUGAUGUUUUAUCAUUCUUGUGGGUCUAGGGAGCUACCGCUGUGAAAGGGGAACCGCCUUUUUGAGGCACUUGUCACGAGCCGAAGCAAAGCGAAGCACGCAUAAAUGGUGUGAAUAAAGAAGUUAACUUUACUUUCCAACAGAGAACAAACGAUUGAUUAUUUCGUGUAAAAACAGUUAAAAUAUCAC